This is a messenger RNA of Geodia barretti, 2198 nucleotides long. Lineage: Eukaryota; Metazoa; Porifera; Demospongiae; Tetractinellida; Geodiidae. The record is from the annotation of a GenBank genome assembly.
AAGUUUGACGUGUGACGGAGGGGACGCUAGUCCUCUCCAAGCGCUCUCCUCCGGCUCUCUAGCUUCUGAUAUGCUUCAGCGAGUGUCCUUGGAGAGUUUGAAGAAGGCAGCUCUCUACGGAGCUGUUCUCUCGGCCUCUGGCUGUUCAGUUCUGUACUACCUCAUUCAACGGAAUUUUGCCAGGUCUCCGUACUACCAGCAGUCAAUAGAGGCUCUCAGAGAGCACCAGUUGGCAUGCAGACUACUGGGUGAGCCCCUGCAAUUCCAGACACUCAGACUGGGGAACCAACAGAACUGGGUCACCACUGAAGAGGCUCAUGUGCUGAUCCCAGUGUCAGGGAGAAGGAGUGCAGGUCAACUGAGGUCUACUGCAGUAUUCAGUGAUGGUCAGUGGCAUCUCACAGACUUAGUGUUAGAGUUCAGAGGAAGAACAGAGAAACUUGUUAUUCUAGACAAUAAUAUGAAAUCAAGAUAAUGAUUACAUCCAAUCAGGGAUAAUUAUAAUCAAUGCUAUAAAUAAAACAGAAUAUAGAACUCUUUUACGGAUAAUACAUUUUACAAGAUAAUGAAGUAACAGAGUGUAUCCACAAUAGAACAUUAUAGUCCCAAACACCAGCAAUAGAGAGUAGAAUACAGUCAUCAUCCAUUGCUUUACAGUGGUUAUCCACUGCUCGUAACAAUAAAAUGAUCAACUUGGGGCCAAAAAAAGGAAUACUGUUUAGCCAGUCCUGUGUCUGUGCUUGGAAUACUUUCCUUGUGCUCAAACAUUGGUGCCCAAAAAAAGUAAGGCACUAUAGUUAAAAAAAUUGGCACAAUACAGAAAACUAUGGCUAACAUGUCUUUAAAGAGAUAAAUGUAGAAUAGUGGAUUGCAUACCCAAUUCAUCAGUAUGAUAUAACCACAUAAUUCUAUCCUUGUUCCUCUCAACUUUAAAGAAGAGAAGUAGUUUAAUCUGAUGGCACUGUUGAUGUGCUGUAGAGCCUGUUUGAGUAAAAUUUGCGUUGCAGAAUAAUUAUUCCCCAUCUCGUAGUGGCUUUUACCAAUAAUAGAUUCUGGUCCAAACUUGAGAACUGUGUAGGGCGCUCCAAGUUUAUCAAUGUAUGCACAGCUCUGCUCUCCUAACCAUAUUGCCAGAUAGUAACACAUGUUGUUGUAGGCCUCCUCUGCUAAAUCUGCAUAGUACAUAGCACAUUUAAAUUCACAUCUAUCCAUUAGACUAUCUUCUGUCAAAUGCUUGUAGUCUUUGAACAAUUCUCCCUGUCCUACAGUGAUAUCACAGUUACUUUCACUGCAUGGAUGUGUAUUUUCAAUCAUUCUUUUUUGUAGAUUAAUCGCUUCUUGUUUUUGUCCUCUGAAAAAGUAAACAACAACAUAAAACAGUUGUUUUGUGUAUUCAUAUUCGCCCGACAUCAGAUUAGGAUACACUUUCUCCAUUACAAUGGCUGAUACUUUACUUGCUUUAAUGCUGUCAUUAUUGUGUAAAUAGUCCUCAUGUAGGAAAAUAAGGAGCAUUGCUCGUUUCAAAAAGUGCAAAGAGUCAAACUGAUGUUGGUAUGCAAGCUCUCGGAAAUGAAAUGCCUCUGUUCUAUUCCGUAUGUUCUCAUAUGCAAUAGAAAUAUCGUAAAAGUCACAGACUGGGUAACAGUGCCUCAGUUGUCCAUGAAUGGUUUUAAGAACAUGUGUGUGGCACCUUGCUGAACCAUCAGUGUCUCCAUUCUCUUCAUAGUACUCUAUCAACAAACGGUAGAACUUUGUGAAAAUGGAAACUCCUAUUUUACCCAAUUUAUAACCCAUAGUGACAUUUUCCGCCCUUGAGGUUAAUGUUUUGAUUGCAUCUGCUUGACGUAUAGGCCACUGUUGCUUAGCAACAAGCUCCACUACCUUAAUAUAUGUAUCAAGAAAUGAGUUUACCAUCGCUUGUUCAUGGGGUGUGUAUGAGUCUAGCACAGCUAGCAGGUCUUGAGAGAUGUUUUUUAUUUCCACAGGUAGAAAUCUUAACUGCAACACAUUCAAUUCUAUGGCUUGCAAUGUUGUUCUAAUGCCAUUGAAAGUAACGGUCUUGGUUUUGGCUCUUUUAAACAAACUAAACAUGUGCCAAAUAUUCUGUUUUUCCUCAUCAAACCUUGUUAGCUUUGAGCCAUUCACAUAGUCAGUAAUAAUGCUCUGAAGAAUGGUAGUAAAAUAAGACUGAAACUGAG